This is a messenger RNA of Cuscuta epithymum, 719 nucleotides long. Lineage: Eukaryota; Viridiplantae; Streptophyta; Magnoliopsida; Solanales; Convolvulaceae. The record is from the annotation of a GenBank genome assembly.
UUUUGUUAAUCAAAUAGUUCAAAAAUGCAAAUCUUCAUUUAAAAAAAUCUGAAGCAAAGGGAAAGGAUAAAACAGGUUAAAGGAGGAUCAUAACAUGGCCACAACAAGAGAAAUAAAUGUUCAGAAAAUCAACUUUUCUUGGCCAUUAUAUGCAUUCAUUCCUUUAAUCUUCAUUUUCUUGUGUUUCUUCUAUAUAUUUGCACAAUCUCUGUACUCCCAAUCUUAUCAACUUUCUCCUUAUUACCCAUUAUCCAUCACACCACCUUUUUCAACUCAACCCCUUUCCUUAAUCCCUCCAAAAGGUAAGGUAGAAGAGGAACAUGCAUGUGACUACACAAAUGGGAAAUGGGUAUACGACAAUCUUGGGCCAUUAUACAAUGAGACAAGCUGUGGGACCAUGAAAGAAGGGAGGAAUUGCUUGAGCCAUGGAAGGCCUGAUAAGCAAUAUCUGUAUUGGAGAUGGACCCCAGAAAACUGCAAACUUCCCAGGUUUGAUCCAAAGACAUUUCUUGAAACCUUGAGGAACAAGCAUCUAGCCUUUGUGGGUGAUUCGAUUGCCAGGAACCAAUUGGAAUCACUUCUGUGCAUGAUAGCCACUGUUUCCACACCUGAAUUGGUUUAUUCACAUGGUGAGGACAAUAAGUUUAGAAGGUGGUACAUUCCAACCCACAAUUUGAAUGUCUCCAUUUACUGGUCACCAUUUUUAGUGAAGGGCAUUG